Entamoeba invadens IP1 is the source of this 777-nucleotide messenger RNA. RefSeq lists its product as hypothetical. Gene Ontology annotation, cellular component: cytoplasm; Rab-protein geranylgeranyltransferase complex. Bases 1 to 777 code for a protein of 258 amino acids. NCBI's taxonomy places the organism in Eukaryota, Evosea, Mastigamoebida, Endamoebidae. The transcript has a single exon. Gene Ontology annotation, biological process: protein geranylgeranylation. Gene Ontology annotation, molecular function: Rab geranylgeranyltransferase activity. The record is from RefSeq and is a predicted model, not a curated record.
AUGAUAAAUGCCGAUUGUUCUGUCGCUUGGACAACACGAUUUUCGCUUAAUCUUGACAAAGAAAGUGAAUUCAAAUUUACGGAGUGUCUCACUCGAAUAUUCAACAAAGGAUUUUUAAUAUAUUAUUAUAGAGAACAUCUCCUAGGAAAUUUGGCGUUGGAUGAAAAACAUUUUUUGAGUGAAGUACAGACAACAACAAAUGUUAUUGCGAGGUACCCAAGAGGUUAUCACUUGUACAAACAUCUUCUGUGGGUCGUCGAUCACUCCAAAUGGUUACAACAUGAAAGUCUUUUGAAAUGGUCUGAAAACGUUGUUUUAACAGACCCAACCGACUACACUGCAUUUUCCUUGCGGAGAUACAUCUUCGAAAAAGGCAGUGGCGUUACUAUAAUGAAUGGUAAUUAUAUCAAUGAAAAUAGAAUUUGUCCUGACCCUCAAUUAAGGCAACUCCAAAUAGAGUUCGUGUGGUGCCUAACUAUUGUACACUGCAUACCAGGAAAGGAGGCUGUUUGGUUGUAUACAUUUUGCGUUGCUUCACUUCUUGAUGUUAUUAAUCAAAAACGAAGCGGGCUUUUCGACUUCAAAAAGUACUUCGACUCGAUGUACGAAAAACACCACAAACUGACGGUUUCUAGGACAAUCACUGGAGAAUUGUAUUACAGCGAAAUCCCUUUUAGUGCAAUCGAAACUUUGACACAAUUUAUCAGAGAAGAAUUGCAUAACCAAACCAACGAAAUUCCCGCACGUAUGGUUGUGAAAAGACUCCACAUAAAUUGA